UGUUCUUACCCUUUUGGCUUCAUUCCGUUCUCGCGUUUGGGCUUUGGGAUCUGGGUCGCUUCUGUGAGAAGGUGCCCAAGGGCUGCGGCGAGGCGGCCAGGUCGUCGCGUGAAAGGGGUCUGAGUCCCUGUGAGACCCCAGUGCGCGUUCCGAGGCGAGCCUAGGGUUCUUUGCGGGUCGGGCACACUUUGCAAAGGGCGCUCAGGGUGGGGAGGUCUCUUGCCGCCGGAGCGAACGAAGACUCCCAGAGCUAGUGUGCCUUUGUACCGCAGUCUGGCUGCGCCAUCUCUUUCCCACGUUGCAGGGCUCCGCCAUCUUGUCCACUAAUCUUGGGGGGGGCGGGGAGGGCUGGGGAGCGCGUGUGACCCUGAGUUUUUCUUAGGUUUUCCACCCCUGUGUUAGCUACAUUUGUUUUCCUUAGGCAGUCGCUGUUUUUUCGAUUGCACAUGGCUGACAUUUUGUACAGCCUAGCACAAAGUUUAUUGGGGGAGGAUUUCUAAGGAAUGAGGCGGAGCAGAGUCUCGAAAUGAAUUACUGGGUUGUUUCUGAGAACCAUGUAGGUGUGGUUUUAGGAGUAAGCAAGUGGGGCCUUUGUUUACCCUCACGAAUCAUUCUGACACGGUCCGUCCAGGUAUCAGGAGUUUUGUGUUCACUCCAUGCAUCAGUCUCGUGAAAUGUAACUUUUGGGCUCAUUGGUCCUUGGGGUCUUGGACAUCCAUUGGUUUCCUGAUUCCGGAGAAGACCCAGCCCCGUGGCAGGUGGCUGAUCAUCUGUCUCCCCACCAGGACCCACCAGAAAUCCUGAGUUUCUUCUCCCUUUGGGCAACCACCUGGAAAAUCAUUGACUUGAUCCUAACAGUGGCCGCCCCACAAGUGAAAGGAUUUUUCUCCUCCAUCACUGGUGCGCCCUCUGUCGCUGUUGUCCGAUGUAUUCUGCUUCACUUUUUAUCAUUAAAAUCCUCAGGCUGGUGGGAAUGCCACCAAAGUUUAAGUUGUAACGUUUUGCCAUGUUUGCUUUCCUUGUGUUUUGAAGGCACGUUUUUAAUUUUAUCGAAAAUAGUUAACACUUUAUAUUGUAUUUGUGGUUUCAAAGUCGUCUCCAAAAUGUCUUCCUCAGCGGAUUUAUUCCAGAAUGGUUGCAGUAAAGGGUCUCUGGUCAUUGCAUAUGCUGCUUAUAUCUUAGGGGUUUUGUUUUUUGUUUCUUGUAUUUUGUUUUUUUUUCUAGAAUAACUCCCUCCUUUAUCUCCCAAUAGGUUCUUCCAAAGGAUGGAUGUGUACCCUAGCAGCUUUCAUUGCUUCGGGUACUAGCAAGUAGAGCCAAUGCUGAAAAUCUGUAUAACGGGGCAAGGGCUGAUAGACACUGGGGUUUCUCCAUGUAGUGGGUUUGAGGACAGUCCCCUGUGGACCUGUGACACUGGGGAAGUGGGGUAUGGUGUGUCUCCAUAGGGAGAGUUGAGGGCUUUCAUACAUUCCUGAUGGGUUUUGUGUUUCCCAGUCUCUUGAGUGCAGUUAAUCUGGCCUCUGUUCCUGAAGGUAAGUGGCCUUGGGAUGUGGUUGCCUUGGGGACCAGGGCUCCCAUGAUGUCCAGCACUGGGCUCCUAUCACCCCUGAGGAUGCAGUGCCCCCCAGGACCUUUGACACCUGGGGAUCUGAAAGGCCCUGGUUUGGAUGUCUCUGGACCACCACCCCUGCCCCAAGACUGUUUCUUCCUCCACCCUCCCUAUGUCCUUUCUGUGUUACAGGUAUAUCUUCAAGCUGAGGGACCACCCACUACAACCUCAUCUUGGUGGUUCCUCCAGGAAUCAAACAGCCACACCAUCCCUGUGCUUGGUCCUGUGGUGGCACCCCUCCGGGCUUCCUGCUGUUACCUGCAGGGGACAGCUGUGACCAUGGCUGAGAGAGCACUGGCACUCACCCAGAUAAGGCGGGGGGACCGUUACUACACGUACACCGAGCUCCUGGCCAUCUCACGGCGCUUCAAGCAGAACCCCAAUGAGCUCAUGAUCACCUGGAUCCUGCGUGUGUAUGACCAGGGGGGCCCGGCCCUGUCCCUGAAUUCUGGAGAGCUGGCCCUGCUGGGCGACCUGACCAGCGAUGCCAUCUUCAACUACCGCUGUAAGACCCUGCGGGGUGGAUGCAAGUCACUGCUCACCUGGCUGCUGCUGGCCUGGCGCCAGCGCUGGGAAUCCUUCCUGCACUUCGAGGCUACCGAGCUGCCCUUUCGACCCUGGACCACCAUGGAGGAGGGCAUCCAGCUGGUACGUGAGCUGGGCAUGCUGGACUGGAUCUACCGCGAGCCGUCCUCGCCUCCCGCAGGCGAGCAGGGGCUAAUGCCCGCACCUGAGGACGUGCCCUUCACGCAGGGCCUCCAGCGGCGCCUGCUAACAGCCGCACCCUCGGAGCUGCGGCUCUCGCUGGUCAGCCUGCUGGUCAAGGGCAUGACGGUGCUGGAGGCGGUGAUGGAGAUCCAGACCAUCGCUGACGUGGGCCUGCUCUGGCGUCAGAGCCAGCCAGGCCGUGCCAAGCUCAUGUUGGGGCCCAACCCGACCCGCAAAGACCUCAUGGGCUGGCUGCUGAGCCAUGGCGUGCCCAAAGAGAGGGUGGACAAGCAGCCCACCAAGGUGCUCCUGGAGCUGUACAUCAAAGAGGCCAAGCGUAGCCGCAGCCACCCAGCCUACAUGCUGGGGGAUGAGCAGCCCCCACCUCCCCCCUACUCAGACCAGGCCUGUGGGGAGGAGCCGCCUGUGCCUGUGCACCAUGACUAGGCCUCCCAGCCACGUUUUCAGUGGGACUCCAUGGCAGAGGGAGGCUGGAUUCCAGGGGAAACACACUCUGGCUCCACCUACCCACCGCAAACCCCCCCACCCCACAUCGUAGACUGAGGGAUGGGCCGUCUGCCUGUUCUCCAGCCUCCCCACGGCAGGCCGCACUGUUACUGUAUUUGAGGUUCCCAGAAGAGGGGACUGUCCUUGCCCCCAGCCACCCCACAGGUGUCACCAGCCAGAGCAGUGGAGGCAGGUGAGCCAGCCGGUGGCCCUAGGUGCCUCAUUCCCCUGGGGCAUGACCUGUUCCCUUUUAUCCGUUACAUUUCAGCCCGAUUGGCACAGUGGGUGGGCAGGCACCCACUCCUUGGCCACAUGGGCCCCCUAAGCACUACAGGCCAAGUGGGGAGACCCCACAGCCCAUUGAUGUGAAAGCACCUUGAAGUUUGUACCUUUUUUAAGGUAUUUUUAAAUACAGUGUUUUUACCUAAUGAUUUAAAGCAUGUACAUUUUGAUUUUAGGGAUGCUCCUUUCUCUUGGAAUUUUUUUUCCCUUAAGACUUUUUUAUUACUGUUUUGCAAUUCCUUUCCCAUUUAAAGUGGACCUCUGCUGUUUGCUCACCUGGAGAAGCAGCUGCCAGUCCCAUUAGGUAGAUGUAUGACCUCUGGCCAGUGUUGGUCACAUCUGGAUUAAAGAUGUUGGGGCCAAGAAUCACAGCUUUGUGAGGACAGCCAGCCAUCCUGGCAGGCCACACUGGGCACAUGGGACUCAUUAAAUAGCGUGAGCAUU
This is a messenger RNA of Neogale vison (American mink), 3550 nucleotides long. Its product is annotated as Friend virus susceptibility protein 1-like. Bases 1475 to 2764 code for a protein of 429 amino acids. The record is from RefSeq and is a predicted model, not a curated record. Lineage: Eukaryota; Metazoa; Chordata; Mammalia; Carnivora; Mustelidae. The transcript is spliced from 3 exons.